Messenger RNA from Grosmannia clavigera kw1407, 1101 nucleotides. RefSeq names its product 3-phosphoadenosine 5-phosphatase. The record is from RefSeq and is a predicted model, not a curated record. Gene Ontology annotation, molecular function: 3'(2'),5'-bisphosphate nucleotidase activity. Bases 1 to 1101 code for a protein of 366 amino acids. Gene Ontology annotation, biological process: phosphatidylinositol phosphate biosynthetic process; sulfate assimilation. Lineage: Eukaryota; Fungi; Ascomycota; Sordariomycetes; Ophiostomatales; Ophiostomataceae. The transcript has a single exon.
AUGACUACGACCGCAUAUGCAAAGGAGCUCGAGAUCGCCCAGCUGGCGGUGCAGCGGGCAGCCAUCCUGACGAAGCGUGUCUUUCACGAGAAAGCCAAAGGCACCGUGUCCAAAGACGACAAGUCACCCGUGACGAUUGGCGACUUUGGCGCACAGGCCCUGAUCAUUGCGGCGCUGCGGGCGAGCUUCCCGGGCGAUGCCAUCGUGGCCGAGGAAGAGGCGGCCCAGCUGCGUCGCGAGCCCCAGCUGCGCGAGACCGUCUGGGGCUUUGUGCAGCGGGCACGGCUGAGUGACGGAGCAUCCGAGGCAGCGCUGGGCGGGCCCAUUGCGAGCGCCGACGCCAUGCUAGAUCUAGUGGACGAGGGCGGGAGUGCAGGCGGCGGUGUCGGUCGUAUCUGGACCAUCGACCCGAUCGACGGCACCAAGGGCUUCUUGCGCGGCGGCCAGUACGCCGUCUGUGUCGGUUUGCUGGUCGAUGGCGUCGUUCAGGUCGGCGUCCUGGGCUGUCCAAAUCUGCCGGUUGACGAUGCGGCGCCGCUGGCUGCCGACAUUGGCGCGAACCACCAGACGGAUGCCGACGGCCGUCAUGGCGUCCUGUUUGCUGCGGUGGCCGGCGCCGGCGCCUUCAGUCGGCCGCUGACCGACGGCCUUCUCGCAUCCGCUCGGCCCAUCACCAUGCAUGCCAUCGAGAACAGCGAGGCCGGCCUUGCGGCUGCUUCCUUCUGCGAGAGCGUCGAGGCCGGCCACUCCAACCAGGAUGGUGCGGCUGCCAUCGCCGCCCGACUCGGCAUCACUCGGCCCAGCGUUCGCAUGGACUCGCAGGCCAAGUAUGGCUCCAUCGCACGCGGCGCCGGCGAUAUCUACCUCCGUCUGCCCGUCUCGGCCACGUACCAGGAGAAGAUCUGGGACCACGCCGCCGGUGACCUCAUCGUGCGCGAAGCUGGCGGCUGCGUCACCGACACCCUCGGCCGCCCGCUCGACUUCAGCCGCGGCCGCACUCUGGCCGAGAACAAGGGCGUCGUGGCCGCUCCCAAGGCUAUCCACGCACGCGUGCUUGCCGCUGUCCAGGCUGUCCUCGUGAUAGCAGCAGGACAGAAAUAG